UGUAAUAUAAAUCAUAAAACAAAUUAUAAUUUUCAAUGUUUUGAUAUUAUACCUACUCUCAGUUCUCCAAGUAGUUUUGAAUUUAAAUAUAUUACCGGCAAAUGUAUACCAAAUACGCAGGCGUUGUGCUGUAGACAAGCGCAGAUACCAUCAACUUAGCAAAGCUGAAGUUAACAGCCAUAGUGUUCACUGUGAACAAAUUGUUUCAUAUUUUAAACGAGGAUUAUUUUGAAAAUAUGAGUUAAGUGAUUGUUUUACAAGUGCUGAAAGAUGUGAAACAAAUUAUUACUCCUAUUGUUGUCCAGUUUUCAACAAACUACGUCGAAGUUAUAACAAAUAAUAGAGAAAAAGAUGGCGGCUGUAGAUUCGGCUGAAAAAGAAGCCAGUGAGGUUUUACACACUUUAUUGUCGGUAGAGAGAAUAGAAAAACAGGAAGACGCUGGUGAUAAUCAGUCAUAUACAUCAAAUACUAAUGUUGGUAAUGAUGGUCAAGAAGAAGCUCAAAUCCAGUGGCAUACACCUGUUUCAAUAUCUCAUUCAUUAUUUUCUGCAAUAGAUGCAUCCGCCCACUUCGCCCAGAAUAUGGACGAACAGCAGGUUAUAUGGGAGGGACACACUAUAGUCGAUUCAGAUGCAAAUAUUAAUACAAUUUACACUGGCCAUUCCUUGGAAGAAUCGGAAACGGGUGACGAUGAGUCAUUAAAGGGUCAAGAAAAUGGUUUAAAAAAGGAAUCGCCAAAAACAAAAAAGAAAAUUCCCGUUAAAAAGAAAAAGAAAGUGGGUGAUGGUAUUAGUAACGACCCUACUAGAUUGGAAGAAAGCGCCGCUCAAGUAAAAGACAGAUUUAAAAGAGGAUGUGAGUGUCAAGAUGAGAGUUGUUUUCGAGGACUUAAUCCUGAAAGUGUGUAUAAACAUCGACUAAAUAUAGCGGAACUCACAAAAGGAGAACAUGAUAUGUAUUUAAUGGGAGUUACUAUGGCCUGCUUAGCGAACCCCGAUACAACAGUUCGACAUAAAGAGAGAAGAAGACUUAGAGCACAGUAUGUUUAUCAAGGCAGAAGAGUGUGCCUUGACGCUUUCUUAUAUUUAGAAAAUUGUACCCAUUAUCAAUUGAAGCGAAUACGAAAACAUGUAAUGACUCAUGGUGUAGCACCUAGAAUUCAUGGUAACCAUGGAAAAAAACCGCAUAAUACUUUUUCAUUGGACAUUUACAGGCAUGCUACUGAGUUUUUAAAACAAUAUUUAGAACAACAUACUGUAGAACGGGAUAUUUUAAAUACAAAACAACCUAUACAGUUACCAUGGGAUGUAACUAGAAAAAAUUUACACGAUUCUUAUAAAGAAUAUGGUCAAAUUCUAGAACCAGGAAUAAAACUCAUGGGAUAUUCAACUUUUAGGCACUUUAUGAAGGAACAAUUUCCACACGUUAAAUUCUGUAAAGUGGAACCAAAAUCCUGUUCAUCUUCUCAUCAUACUAAUAAUACUCAUAACAAUAGCUCUCACAACAAUCAACAACAGCAGCAACAACAACAACAACAACAGCAGCAACAACAGCAACAGCUCCAAGCUGUUCAACAGCAAACUCAACAAAUACAAACUGUAGUAGAAAGACCGCGCGAACAGCAAAUACAAGUACAAAAAUGUGUAAUAAGCAAUGAAGUGCAACAAGUUAUUCCACUUGUAGUAGCUCCAUCUCCAACUGAUGCUACUAAUAAUCAACACCAUCAACAAACAUUUUUAGUUACCCCCGUACCUCAAUUAGUACCUAACGGUAAUAUUGUUACCCCGCAAAACGCAAAUAAUCAUACUACAACAAAUACAUUUUCAUAUCAAUUGGCAAACACUGGUUAUGUUAUAAACGAACAAGGAAACAUAGUUACGACAAUGGCUAGUGCUCAACAUCACACUCCUUAUACUUUUGGUCGAAUGUAAAAUUAAUAAUAAAAUAUGUAAUAUGUAUAUAAGGUUAACGUCGAUAAUGCUACUCAUAUGAUUGUGACUGAUGUUUGGUAUAUUUACUUGGUAUAUGAAGUAUUUCAUAUGUCUGGUAAAUCAUUGGCUUUAUGUAAAUUAUAUUUUUUUCUUUAAAAUCUAUAUAGAAGAGAUAUACGGGUAAAAAACAUAAAAUACAAUUCACGGUGUACUUUUUUACCGUGCUCCAUGUGGGUAUAAUACAUAUUAUAUUUUCAAUUAUAACUACAGUUAAGUUAACAUGUACUUUUGUAUUUGUUAAUCAUGUGAGUAGCAUGUCUGGAGAAGUUAUUUGUAGAUAUGUAAGUAUUUAUUAAAAAGAUAUUUCUACUUGGAUUAGAAAUUUUUAAACAAUUUGUAAAACUAAGUUGUGGUUCUUUCUACAGCAAUAUAUUAGUUCAGGUAAAUUGUCUGGUUUUAAAGACAAUGGUCGCAUUCAACGGACGAAACCGUUCUGCAACUUUGUACAACACUAGCGGUUUCGUUCGGUGAAACUAAUGAUUGCCAAAUAUUGCCAACCCUUGGUCAUUUUUAGUUAGAAAGAUAACGGGAAUUUGUUUACAUUGAAUAGGUAUUGUAAUUGAAAUUAUGAGUUUAGCACCAAUUGCUUUAUUUAGGAUUUUGCAAUCAGUGCUAGAGAUCUUCUAAUUCAUAAUUAAAAGGGUGAAUUUGUAACCCUUCAAAAUGAUAUCACGUUUUUUAUUAAAUUGCAAUUAAAUGUUUUUUGGAACUUUGAUUCUUUGAUUGCAAAACUUUAAAGCUUCACUUUGACAAUUAAAUUACUGAAAAUGUACCAUCUCGCCCAUUUUGGUCAAAUAAAUGGAUUACCCUGGAUUACUAACCUCAUUUUGACGAUUAUUACAUGAACCUUCGUCGUUUCGACUACAAUAUUUAAUAAAGUGAAACAAAUUUCAAAUAUUAAAAAUAAUGAAGAUAAAAAACUAAUGAAAUUAACAUUCUUUAAAAAAAUCUAGAUAUUAAUACAUUUGUGACAUAUGUCAAGACGAGUUAUGGCAUUACAUUUGGCGCUAGUACUUUUAGUCAUUCUUCUCUUUGCGAAGGGACACAUAUUUUCCUUUUUUUUUUGUACAAGAGCUUGUAUUAUGGUGUUGGAUCUCGUGAUGUUUAUCGUUUUUGAUAAACUCUUCACUUGAUAAAUGCUACUGGUUCAAUUUAUUCUAUAUUGAAUGGAACUAUUGGUUGAAUUUUAACUAAUUUACUUGCACUUGUUACAUGUUAACGCCUUCUACGUUGUAAGGUACUUUUGCUCCCUAACGAUGCCUAUCGCCAGGUUAGUCGGAAUAUAUUUUACAACGUUGCCACUUGCGGCCAAUGUAUAACAGAUAAAAUAAAAACAUUUAUAUGGUUAUAAAGUAGUCAUAGGAAAUAAUAAAAGAAUAAUAGAAAAAUAAAGUAGGGAGAUUCUACAUAAUUGCGAGCCUUGAAAGGUCAUACCUUUCAAAACAUGAUUAUAUAACAUUAUUAUGGUUCCCUUUCAAUAGGUAAUACACUUAUUCUAGACACCGAUCGUUUCAAGUACUUUGAACCAGUUUUAACUAUCACUACCCGAACGUAUCCAUCGUGUCCUGGGUGAACUUCGCCGGUUUUUACCCAAUCUUCCAUUGAAGGGAGAGUAGGUUAUCCUCUUGUGAAAGCACCAACUGUCCAAUCUUGAAAAUAUCAGUCGGAUGCUGCCACUUGCAUCUUUGUUGUAAAGUGUGUAAAUAAUCUCGUGAUCAGUUUACCCAAAACUGUUGAAACAGAAGCUGCAUCUGUUUGUAUCAUUUGGUAAGAGUGCACUUAGCUUCAUCAGCUGGAGCUUCAGGUAAAGAGAGCAACGAACUACCAAUUAGGAAAUGUCCAGCAGUCAGAAUAUCAAAAUAUUCUGGAUUCUCGGUGAGAGGAACAUAAGGUCGAGAAUUGAUUACAGCUUCUACCUGAACUAACACGGUAUAGAAAUCUUCGUAUGUAAGUAAAGUGUUUUUCAAUAUUCUUUUCAAGUGAAAUUUUGUGAGUCACACUGCCGACUCCCACAAGCCACCAAGAUGAGGCGAUAGGGGGGGAAUGAAUUGCCAAACAAUUUUAUUUUCUGAGAGAAAUGCCUGAAUUUUGGGGUUAUUGACACGAUCAAGCACAUUUUUUGCGCCAAAAAAGUUAAAAGCGUUAUCAGAGUAAAUGUUGCUACAGAGACACCGUCUGGAGACGAAUCUUUUUAACUUAUUUAAAAAUCCGUCGGUAGUUAAAUCGCUCACCAAUUCAAGAUGCAUAGCCUUCGACGAAAAACAAACAAAUAUGCAUAAAUAUACCUUGAGUGAUUUUGUAUUCCUUAAGUAGCUAUUUUUUAUGAGAUACGGUCCUACAUAGUUAAUUCCACAUGUGGAAAAUCGUUUAGCAGGUAUUACCCGCGCGGAAGGUAAAUCGCCCAGAUAAUAGAUGGAGUUGCGCGGAAACAUACAAACCUCUUAUUGUGCGUCGACCACUUAGUGGCCAAAAUCUUUGACAUAUUAUAGACAGUAGGGUUUGAGGUUCACAUGAAAAUUUUUGAAAUGUUCAUGACGAACGAGAAUGUUUCGAAGGUAUUAUCAUGGGAUGUUUGUUUUCGUAGUCUAGGUCCGCAUUUUUUAAACUCGCAAAAUAUUAAAUUCGUUUAAAAAUGGAUCUAGAGAUAUCAAUUUGCUGUUUCGAGGUAUUAAUUAAUUAAUGUUCAUUUAAAAGUUUGCGAUUUUUUCACCAGAUCCUGACACUUUUCGUCUCAAAAGCACUAGCUUCAAAGUAAAAGUAAGCAAUAGAAGCAAACACCAGGUUUUCACAUUUUACACAUUAUUUGACAAAUUAGUUUAUAAACUUGUUGACAACAUCGUUAUAUUAAUACUUGGGACACGUUCUAUAUUUCUUGAAGGUCCCAAACUUGAACUUAAAUUUUCAAGGAGCUGUACGUCAUCUUCGGUAAAUAGCACGUUUUUAGGGUUAUUUUUAAACAAAUGUUCAUUUAGACAUAUUUUCCAUGAUUAAAACGUUUAGAAAGUAAGACUAAUAAUAAUUUGUAUAAAUAUUUUUUUCAAAGAGGAAAAUUAAAAACAUCCAUCAUAAUACAAUAUUUAAUGAUUAUUCAUAAAGGUGUUUUUGUAAACCACAUGGUUUGUAGAAUUUGCAAAUGAAUACUUAAGUAUAAAAGAAAAUAUUUUAAUUUUUGUAUGUUAAUGGGCGCUUAGACUACUCGGCUGUUAUCAAACAAUUUACAAAUAUGGUUUCCCGUUACUUCUGUAGGCGUCUUCAUAAAGGACAGGCCAUGUAGUCUUACACCAUGACGGUUCAUCAUCAUCGUAAAAUAGCUCCCAUUGGAAAAAGGGUAUCUGUCAGUGUUUCAGCAGCUGUGGUAAAUGAAUUCGCCAUUCUCUUGCGUCGUUGUAUGGGUUUCGUCAAUUUUGUUGACAAGGGCUCUCAAUUUUCUUCUUUUUUCAGUUUUUAUAUAGCCUCUUACCGUGUUAAGUUUAUCUAUUGCAGUUCUUUCUCGAUAGCUCUGCUCCAUAUUCGUACAGCUCUGCCUCUUUUCCUUCUACCUGUUUUAUUAUAAUUAAAUGCUUGUCUGGUUAUGUUUGUUGCUGGUUUCCGUAGUGUAUAACGUACCCAUCUUCAUUUUUUGUAAUCAUUACAUGAAUUUUCUCUUCCGCUAUGUUCCAAAGGUCUUCAUUACUUAUCCUAUUUGGCCAGAAAAUUUUGUAGAUAACUCAUAGGCAUCUGUUGAUAAACGUUUGAAUUCUCUGAAACAUCUUUUUAUUAUACGUCCAAGUUUCGGCCCCAUAUAAUAACAGAUUUUACAUUGCUCUGUAAUGGUCUUAGUUUUGUUGUUCUUGGGAUACUUGUUGAAGACCAUAUUUUAUACAACGACAUAAAAGUGUUUUGCCAUAUUCUUCUUUUUCUAUCACUUUCAGUACCUCCUAUUGUAUGUAUCAUUCUGCCUAAAUAGCAAAAUUGUUCAACUUCCUCUAUUUCUAUUCCUCCUAAGUAUAUAGCGCUUUCAGUACUUGUUUUGCAAAUGGUGUUGAAUUAUUAAGUGGCCUGUUAGUUUUAUCUUGCAUGUGAUUUAUUUUUGUUGUUAUUAUUUAUUAAUUAAUUUGAGAAUGAUAGAAAAAUAAAGUAAUGAGAUUCUACAUAUGGAACUCGAAGUAUACUUCUUGGCAUGCUUAAAAUUUGUGUAAUCGAGUCCUGCAAAGUAGUUUAGAACGCUGAAAUCGUCAACUUUUUUUUGUGAGAUUCUAUCAGUUUGUGAUGCAGGUCUUUUAGGUAAUCGCGACCCGAUAAAGUUGUUUUGUUAACUCCUAUAGUGUUAGAUAAGUAAAUAACGUAACUAGUUAUAAGUGCAAUAUUGAGCAUUCUAUAAAAACUUUACAACGGCCAGCGCCAUGUCUUCCGACAACAAGAAGUAAAAGCACACAUUUGAUCCAAAGUAUCUACCUGAGUCUGAUUAGAAAAUUAAUUCAUUGUAGGCUUUUUAGUAUUCUCAUUUACCGUCCCUUCCUCAUCACAUGUAGAUACUACGAAUACUACUUUUUGGCGUUUUGGUUUAUAGGAAAGCAGCGUAAAUUCAUAAUCAUAACAAAAUAUAGCUGUUCCAGUUCCUCUCGCGCAGUCAUUUUAUAAUUCCGUAGGUAUCUCUCUUUUAUUUGCUCUUAAAGUUCUUGUUAAUGUUAGCUUAUAUUAUUAUUUUUUCAAUAAGUUUGUAGCAGUGAAUUAAACCAAUUGUCUAUGGUACUAUUUCCAUUAGUGCCACAAACAAUGCGUGUCAAUUCUUUCACAAAAUAUUCUCUGAACGGUACUCCAUUAGUCCUAAUAAAAGAACCCAGAUAGGCCUCGGAUUCUACCAUAUACUUUGUAGACUAGUUGUCAACUACCAUCACGAUUUUUAUUCCACAUUUACUUGGCUUAUUAGGCAUAUAAAUGCAAAAGGGACAUCUUCCUCUAAAAGCCAAUAAUUUUUCAUUAAUGGUAAGAUAGCAACUAGGUUUGUAGUUCUUACUACAUAUAGAUUCCAUAAAUCUUAAAACUUCGGCCAGUCUUCGUUCGUGGCGCGUAGAUUUGUCGUCGAAUCUGAGGCAGUUUAUUAGGAACUCAAACCUCUCAAAAGUCAUUGUACUUCGGUACCGAUUCCCACAAAAUGUUAUUUCUUUAUGGUAAAUCUUCUUUCAUAGCUGCAUAUAAUGUAAGUACGCCAAUAAGGGUAUUUAAUUAGAAUUUCGGUGUAUAAGUAGCUUUUAGAUUUUUGAAUUUUGGAGAUUUUACUUCUAUCUCUUCAUUAGUCUGGGUCACAAAUAUGUCAAUCAUAUCAUCGGUAAUAAAACAUGAAAAGCAUCGGAGGUGAUCUAAUUCAUUUUUACAUAAGCGUGUAGGUCCAGGUCUAAUAUGAACAAUAUUAUUUGUAGCUAUUCUGCUUCGUGAACUUGACUUCACUGAUGACCACUCGUGUUUGUUUUUCCUAAGAAGAAUCGUACGCGAUGGUCGUACUAUCAAAUCACUGCAUUGUAUGGGAGAGCUAGGGGUAGAGUCUUCAAUAGACUAAACGAGAGAUGUAUCAUUACUUGCCUGAAGAGCUUGACAUAGAAAUAGAAACAUCUUCAUCACUAUCCGUUUCAUAAGCUGGAUCAACUUCGAUAUGGUCUUCUUGUUUACUCUCUGAUGAAUUUUCGUGAGCGCUUUCAUCUUGUAAUAAUAAUUGACGUAUUGUAUUUAUAAUAAUAAGAAGUAAUAUCAAUAACAUAAAUCCACAAAAGAAAAAAAUACGCAAAACUGUACUAACUUAAAAAUAAAAAAUGUCAGGUUAAUACUAAUCUUCGUCGAUCCGACGAGUCAUGGUUGCUGGUAUGGUGCUCACGGCCCCCAGUGCACCAAACACUACCGUCCGCAAGGGCAACGGAUCGACUAAGAUUUGCUCGAGUAAGGAAGAAGUGCGAUGGCGCGCGUAAAAGUCAGCACGACUUUUUAAAAACCGCGUCGUCGAAUUGACCAGGGUUAAAAACUGUCACGAUGUGUCAUAAUUGCAAAAAACAGAAUAUAAAGUAAUAUAAAUUGAUCCUGCUUUGCUUUUCUUGAUUUGAUGUUUUCAAUCCAUCGAAGGUAACCACAACAUUAGUAAAAGUUUUCUGAUUUAAGAAAGACUUGUACAAAUAUUGUGAAGACUAGUUUUGGGAUGCCGAUAUUGAUAUAUUGAAAAAAUAUAAAUAUAUAUAAAAUCCGCUAUCCUAUUUGGUAUAUCGAGAAAGUUUUUUAUGAAUCAAAAAAGGCACUCUUCUUUUAGUUUAUUACCAUGCCUAUAUUUUUAUAUAAAAAACCCUUUUCAAAUUUAUCUAAAAUGUAAUUAUAUUAGUUGUACCCCUAUUUCAAUUCAUUGUGUAAAAAUUUAGCCAUAUAUGAGGUUUGAAUAUUUUGAUAAAAUUAAUAAUGGGGAAAUUUUUAGUUUAAAAAACUUAUAUUUUAUUCCUUAUAUAUGUCAUUCGUAGUGGAAAUGCAAAUAUCAACUUUUGCUCCUUGUAGCUACCCUAAUUCGUUUAUUCGUCUAAUUAAUUUUAGUCAAUAAGCUGCCAUAACUAGCCAUAAAUUUCAAAAAUAGAUUUUUUUUCACAAUACAAUCUUAAAACAAAUGAAUUAUUCAUUAUUCAACCCAAAACUGAGUGGCACUUGAGAUUUUUGGACUAAUACUAUGAUAUUUCGUAAAAAAUAGUGAAAAUUUAAUAUAAUUUGAAUUUAAUUGGAGUACAAUGUGACCACGUUAAAAAAAUUGAUAAAAAGGCAAGAACAUAAAAAUUUCUCAACAAAAAACCAUUCCUAAACAAAAUGAAAAUAGGUAAAUAACGUUUCAAUUAGAACAUAUCUUGAUGGAAAUAGAAAACAUUAACAAAAAUAGUUAAAAAUCAUAGUUAAAGGAUAGGUACUCUUCGAAACGUUUAAAUAAGAACGGCUAACGAAACAUUAAACAAAUUUACGAAAAGCGAUGCAAAAGGAAGGAUAAUAUAUAAAUCAUUUAUCAAGUUUUCUCUAUAGCCAAAGUACAGGAGUAAGUGGAAUAAUAUUUAUGUAAAAUUCAUCAUCAUUUUUCUUCAAUUGGCUCUUGUCACCAACUUUUCUUUCACAUCUUUUUCACUCUCGUAUCAUUCGAUAUCUCCUAAUUCUUCCACUCAAUUCUACUUAUAGUAUUUUCAAUAAUAAACAUAUAUCCAUCAUUUGAAAUAAGUACAGAACCAAAGUUUUUCUGCUAAAGCAACACUUUUCAUUCUUAGCUUAGCUUCAAUUUAUAAGAUAUGUUCAUUUUAACACUUCUAUGAACUAGAAAUAAUUUCACCAAAAUUAUUUAUACUUAGUACCCGAGUACUUAUAUUUUCCUUAAUAAUCCAAUCCCCUAAGGGAAAUUUGAUGAAAAUUAUUAAUUCCAUUUUAUAUUUUUGUUUUAGUAUUAUUUAGAAAUUCACUUUUGUUUUCAAAAUUCCGUCCCGAGGUUUUUUAUGUAGUGUUGUGUGGACAGUGACUUGUUUGAAAAUACAUCCAACAUACCUGAAAUAAUAUUUUUCUGCACCUUCUUGCUGUAAAAAGGUAACUAUGGAUAAUUUUGGUAUAAAGCAUAUUUGAGGUUUUGCACAAAUGAUGACAAAUCAUUUCUAAAGCGACAGAUUGGUUUCAUAUAUAGGUAUUAAAAUAAUCUGUAAGAAAAUAAUAGUAAUUUUUCUAUAGUUUUAUAAAACUAUUGCAGAAUAUACUAUAUACUCAGUGGCGGCGCCAGGCAUGUGCGAUCGCACAGGGCCCGGGGCCCCGCAGGACUAUCAAUCUGUCAGUAUUUUUCAGAAAGCUGUGAAGGUUUUAUCUAAUAUUUCCCGUAUUCUGAGGAUCUGAGGUUAUUUUAAUUUUAUACUUAAAAAUAAAUAUUUUAUAAAUAAAUAUGUAUAUAAAUAUUUUCUACGCGUUUUUGAUGUUUUAAAGUCUGGGGCCCCGCAAGUAUUGAAGUAUGGAAUCAAACUUUUUAAAUCGCGAAACUGCUAUGCUACUGCUAUUUUCCGUGGAAGGGCCCCCCCUAACUCACCUCGCAUAGGGCCCCGCGGCGGCUAGCGCCGCCUCUGUAUAUACUCGUUUAUUGUAACACAAUUUAAUUAUUAACUAUUAACAAAUCAUUUUUCUCUGUUAUUUUUAUCUAACAUGAGUAAACCGGGCCAAA
Diorhabda carinulata is the source of this 10168-nucleotide messenger RNA. RefSeq lists its product as uncharacterized. The record is from RefSeq and is a predicted model, not a curated record. The coding region runs from base 352 to 1932 and encodes 526 amino acids. NCBI's taxonomy places the organism in Eukaryota, Metazoa, Arthropoda, Insecta, Coleoptera, Chrysomelidae. The transcript has 3 exons.